AUGGGCUUAAGGAAACUCUUAGCGUCAGCAUCUCGGCAUUCAAAAGCGUCCCGUGAUGCUUAUGUGAUAGGAGAUCACUUGUCUGCCCAACAAUUUUCACUAAAGGCUCAGGAAGAAUGGAAGGCUGUUGAAAGGCUUAAUGCUAAGGCAGCUAAAGAAAUACUAAGUAUCAGGAAUUUUGAAAAUGAUGUGUGGAAAUUGGACUUGCAUGGUCUUCAUGCAAUGGAAGCAGUUCAAGCCCUACGGGAUCACUUGCAGAUGAUUGAGUCCCAGGUGCCACUAAGUCGGUUUGUAUCACCUAAAAGAGAUGAUGCAAAAUCAGGCUUUCUACAUUCUGCAUCUCUCAAGUCUUUGAGUCAUAUGGAUGUCCAGAAGUUGGAUAAACAAGAGGCAUCAUAUAGGCACAGACCAACAUCAUUAGAAGUCAUAACAGGUAUGAUCCUUUAUUUGAUGUGA
Molecule: messenger RNA, 456 nt
Organism: Ilex paraguariensis (yerba mate)
Lineage: Eukaryota; Viridiplantae; Streptophyta; Magnoliopsida; Aquifoliales; Aquifoliaceae
Source: the annotation of a GenBank genome assembly